AUGGUUGGAGUGUCGGCAAGUGGCUUGUUUUGCUUGUCGGAGACAACGGUGACAGCAACCCCGUUUACAUCUGUGGCUCGAGAUGACGAUGGUUACUCGGCCCUGCUGGCGGCCGACUUUUUCGGAUCGGGCUACAAGUCGAUGGUCUAUGCCGCCAACGGUGAGAUCCGUUGGGUGCCGAACACCGGGAGUGGGCCAGACGACUUUGGCUCGUCGUUUCCCGUCAUGACGCUUCCAGUGGAGACCAACUUUGAGAACCGGGUGAAGCUCAUGUUUGCGGUCGAUGUGGAUCUUGACGGGGACCUCGACAUAGUGGUUGUGCAUGAGGCGAUUGGCGUACGGUGGGCAAACAACACAGUCAUAGACACCAGCGGUGUCUUCUCACCGGCGGGCACCAUCCAUUCGUUGUUCUCGGAGGAUAGUCCUGUGGCGCAGAUGGCCGAUGCCAACAACGACGGCCGGCCCGAUAUGCUCCUCUCUUACGGCUCGAUAAUCAAGGUUCUCACUCAUCCGGGUGCCGAGCUCGUCAACGAGCUUGGGAUACUCUGGCCGGAGACUGUGCUGACACCUGUGGCGAGCGCGCGGACUGCAGCGCUCGUCGAUUGGGACAAGGAUGGCGUACUUGACGUGUUGUACGCUGCGGAUGGCCAUGGCAUCCGCUGGUUCCGGGCCACCAGCCCGGGCGUGUACGUCGGUUCCUCGACGAGCCUGUUGACUGUUGUCCAGCAAGUCGCUGUCAGUCAUGUGGCGGACAUCAAUGCUGACGGGAGUGAUGACCUUCUGUAUGCGACCACGGGCUCGAUUCUGAGCCUGACAAGCGGAGGGCCGGCGUCGGCAUCACAACUGGCCUCUGUUUUCUAUGUGUAUCAGAUGGAGACUGGGUCUGUUUCGGGCGAUGGUGAUCUGGUUGACAUCAUUGUGUCGACGACCACGAGCGUGGGCUUUGUGCCUGCGCUUGCGCCAGGUGUUUAUGGCACGUUUGUAGAAAUCGGCCGACCGGCUUCGAGUGGGGGCCCAAUUGUGUUCGCAGCGUACGCGUUUGACUUUGUGACUGGGCCGGGGAUUUCGUUUGUAGCAGCGACGAUGGCCAACUCGACCGACAACUUGGCGAUGUACCUGCGCGAGGACUCGGGGUCGUUCACGGUGCCCGUAGUGCGCGACUCGACGCCACGGGCGUGCUUGACUGUGGUGGUGGCCGACUUUGAUGGCGAUCUUUCGGCCGACAUUGCGCUCGGAUGCACCGACGGUUUCGUGCUGUGGUAUCCAAACACCGACAUGAGCGGGCAGUUUUAUGCGAGGCAAGUUGUGACAUCAUCAUUGGUGACGGCGGCCAUAGCAGCGACCGACAUCGACCACGACGGCGACCGCGACCUUGUCCUGCUCUCAUUCGACAGCCUCUAUGUCUCGAUCAACAGCAACGGAGCCGGCAUGUUUUUGGCACCGUCAGCAGCGUUCAACGAUGUUGGAAUGGGGGUGCACAUGGAAAUGGAAGAUGUGAACGGCGAUGGCGCGAUCGACGCUGUGGUCUUGGACGGAUCCUCUGACAAAAUCUAUAUCUACUGGGGCACGACAGCGGCGCCGUACUUUACGGCCCGGACCGAAGUGCCGCUACCGGCGUCGUCGGUGAGCAUGUUUGGCCUCGGCGACAUGAGCGGUGACGGGCGGGUUGAUCUUGCGUUCUCGCACGUCAAUGGCCUGACGUAUCUCCCAGGUGUGGCGACGUCGCCGUACUUUUCUACGGGCAGUGCAGUUGCGAUCCUCUCGACGGUCGGGUACUUGGGCAACCAGCUCGUGAUUGCCGAUUUCGACGGCGAUGGAUACGGCGACCUGGCUGUGGCAGCGCGGAACUAUAGGGCGCGUGUGUUUACCAAUCCCGGCGCGACACCGUCACCGGCGCCGUGGGGUGGACCCAAUCUUUCAACCGGCACCGACUCGAGCUCGGUGGCGGUGGCUGAUUUUGACGGCGACGGCGACCUUGAUGCGAUCACAAUCAUCGAUGAGACGGAGACGGCCAUCGAUUGGGCGCGCACGUUUGGCACCGCCACUCACCUGCGCCGCAACGGGUACACGCUUGGCGUUCCUAAGCGGCGGAACCUUGAUCUGAGCAAGAGCGAGUGCAAAGUGCAGGGCAACACGUCGCUGGCCUGCGUGGAGGCGUCACUGGCGGGCUUGGCACGGUGCACGACAGACACGCUCCUCCUCCCAGCCGGGCGCUACACCGGGUGCCGGCGCGACCGUGGGCUCAAGAUCACGCGGCCGAUUCGGAUCGAGCCUGCUGAAAGUGCGCCUGCGCGAGUGGUUCUCGACUGCGAGGACUCGGGCGUGCUGUACAGCAUGGAAGUGCUCGAGACGGACUCGUUUGCCGUAGGCCAGCUCGACUUGGCGCGAGUCGACGUGCGGCGGACCAGGAGUGCGACGCAUUCAUUGGUGGGUGGCCAAGGGCUACGUGCCUCGGGGGCAAAUACUCGCAUUCUGCUUCAUGACUCGUCGAUCUCAGGCUCACAAGCGGCGGCGAUGACGACGAUGACGGCUGAUGAGGGGCGCGGUGGCUGCGUGGCCAUUUCCAGCGGCGGGCGGCUCGAGGCCAGCGGUUCGACAAUUGGACCGUGCACGGCAAUUGACUACGGUGGCGGGGUCUUUGUCCGCGAUCCGACGAGCUCGGUGGUGCUUGAUGGCUGCCAGCUGGUGGGCUCUAGCGCCGGGCGAAGUGGUGGCGGAGUGUACGCGAGCGCCGGAGCUGCGGUAACUCUCAUCUCGACCAACGUGACGAACAACCAUGCCAUGGCGGGCUCUGGCGGCGGGAUGUAUGUCGACGCGGCAUCGUCUCUGCAGACGACAGACUCAUGGGUCGAGGGCAACGAGGCUUCGGCCGGCGGCGGUGGGAUUUUCAUUGAGCUGCCGAGCAGCGACGAAGAUAGUGCUGGCGUCUCGAGAGUGGCAUCGAGUGUGGUUGGCAGCAACACGGCGCGUUUUGGCGGCGGAAUGGCUCUGUUCUCGCGCAGCGGCGCAGAGGCGGCAGCGCUCGCGCCGGCGUCUUGGGCGUACCCUGUGCCGGGCGCCGGAGUGGUGGGCAACGUGACGCUGGAGAGCGUGGCGUUUGUGGGCAACUCUGCGCGGCAUUAUGGCGGAGGCAUGGCGAGCUGCCACCACAGUUCAGCGGUGCAAGUUGUGAAGAGCGGGAGCUGGAGCGGCAACCUGGCGUCGAGCUCGCGGGCGGCGCCUGCGCAGGAUCUGUUUGUGUGCAACAAGUCUGUGGUGGAGAUGCUGCCGAGCGGGUUGGGAGCUGGGAUCUCGUGGCACGGGCCGCUGCAGCGGCUGGAGUGGGUGGAGAGAGCAUCGACGGAGUUUGCGUCGGGUCUCCGGCCAAGCGCAAAGAUCCGUGGGCUGGGCACGCUCAAUCAUGUCCAUGCGGACGGAUUGGUGCGAAUUGAGGUGAGCUACACGGCGGCGACGGAUGCGAUUCGGACAAACGCUGUGGUGCAGACGACGUUGGCUGCUGCAGAUGUGGACUUGCCGCAGACGGUUGUGGCUGUGGUGACGCCUGCGCUGGAUUCGGUGCCGCUUCCUGUUGGGCUCUCUGUGGGCGUGGCGUCAUCGGCCAACGUUGCGCAGCUGAGAGCGACGUCUGUAGUGACGGCCUGUCCUGCCGAGUUUGGUGCAGUGGACGCAGUUGUGGGCGGCGAGGCGAGCAAGGUUUGCAUUCGGUGCGCGGAUGGCACGUUUUCGACGGAGUUGUCGUUUGCGGCGUGCAAGCCUGUGAAGCCGUGUCCCGACACAGCAGUGGAUGUGGCACCGAGCGGGACGACUGCGGUGGAGUGCGUGUGCCGGGCCGGGUUCAUGUACGCCGGGCGGUCGGUUGUGGAUCCGCUUGUGGACGACAUUGUGUGUGUGCCGUGUCCUGCGGGCGGUAAGUGCUUGGGCGGCAACGGGCGACCCGAACCGCUGCCCGAGUUUUUCGCUACGGGCAACGCGUCGUUUGUGCGAUGCAAGCGGCCGUCCGCGUGUCCCGGCGGGGUUGCGCGGGCGUGUGCGGUCGGACAUGACGGGUACAUGUGCAACGUGUGCAAGAAGGGGUACUACUCGAACUCUGCGCGCGAGUGUGUGGCGUGUCCGUCGGGCGCGUCGGGCAUUCUCUCGGGCGGGCUGGUGGUCCUGCUUGCGGCGGUUGCGGCAGUGGCGGUCGGUGUUGGACUCUCUGUGGCCAAGUCGCGGGAGAUGGUUGGAGGCGGGGCGGCGAUGGGCGGGGCGGGCGGCGACAUCGAGGGCGGAGGAGGCGAGGUCGAAGCCAAAGAGGCGUCCGAGACAGAGAAGGCCAAGGCUGCGCUUCCGCGGACGGAGCGACUGCGUAUGCGGAGCGUGCCGCCGUCGAUCUCGAUGGUCCUGGUUGUGUUCCAGGUCAUCGGGCUGCUUGCGGACGUGCCGUUUGCGUGGUCGUCGUCUGCCGAGUCAACGAUGGGGACGUUCAACGUGGCCAACAUCGACGUCAACUUGUUUGCGUCCGAGUGUGCGCUGGAGAACUUCCAGACCAAGUACGUGGUGAGUGUACUGUUGCCGCUCGGGCUGAUGUGUGUGGCGUGCGGCGGCGUGAUCCUGCUGCGUGGGCUGGUGAAGGGCGGGUGGAUGCCUGGCGGGUUUGCAGCGCUGGGCGAGGCAAGCAUCAAGACGGUGCUUGACGCGGCGGUGUUUGCGGUUGCACCUCUGCUGUACAUUCCGCUUGCGCGGGCGACGUUUGUGCUCUUUGACUGCACGCGCUUGCCGAAUGGGACGAUUGUGCUCGAUGUCGAUCCAGGCGUGGAGUGCUUUGACAGCACGUGGUGGGGCGUGGCGCCCGUGGGCUUCUUGGGCCUCGGGUUGUUUGUGAUGGGCGUACCGGGCUACUUUCUGGUGUGCCUGAUGUCGCACGCGGACGAUUUGCUUAAUCCGAGCACGUUUGCGCGGUACGGCGGGCUGUACAAGCUCUACCGUGUCUCGCACUAUUGGGGUGGGGUGGUUGAUCUCGGCAAGCGUCUUGUCGUGGUGGCUGUGGCUACGUUUGCCUCUGAGCACCAGCUGGUGCUCAUCGGCGUGCUCAUGGCGGUGUUUUUGGCCUCGAUGCUCUGGGUCUCGUCGGCGGCGCCGUUCUACUUUCCGCUGUACAACAAGCUCGACAUGCGGCUGACGCUCGUUCUGGUGGCGAUCCUCGUGCUCGGCGGAGCGUCGUACGCGGAGCGGCACACGGGGAGCUCGCAGUCAGACCAGGUCAUUCUCGGCGUGCUGGUGGCGACGCUCGUGGUACUCGCGGUGGUGGCGGUCCAUGCAGUGGCAACAGACCUGAUGCAGAUCCGCAAGGCGCGCAAGGCGCGGUACUCGGCGUUUGGCGAGCGGCAGCAGCGGAUGGUAGCACAGCUGAAGCGGGAGGCACUCGAAGCCACCGGCGAGGAGAGCGUGGCGAUCGACGCGGCGCUCACAGCGCUCCGGCAACGGCAGCAUGCCGGAUGGAGCCCAUCCGCAUCGCGGAUCGAGCCUGCAUUCAAGCCAGCGGUCGUGUUGGAUGGCGACGCGGCAGCAUCGGGCUCGAGCCCAUCGCCGGUGAGAGCAUGGGCAUGCUGAAUGGGUCCGACUCGGCUACGUCGAGUCACUCGACGAGCUCGAGUUAAGUGAACGAAAGAUCGAUAGUCGA
This is a messenger RNA of Thecamonas trahens ATCC 50062, 5659 nucleotides long. RefSeq lists its product as uncharacterized. The record is from RefSeq and is a predicted model, not a curated record. The coding region runs from base 1 to 5589 and encodes 1862 amino acids. Lineage: Eukaryota; Apusomonadida; Apusomonadidae. The transcript has 2 exons.